AUGGCCGAUGACGAGCCGUCCAAGAACAUGCACACGCCCAGCAAGCGCAAGAAGAAGCAGGAAGACGAGGUCUCGGUCGGCGGCUCUGAGACGACGGCGGCCACCUCGGUGCCAGAUGACGACGACACGGAGGCCACGGCUUCGGUCGACGACGGUCUUCCUCAUCCCAGGAAGCCCUUCGAAACGAGACGCGAGUUCUUCGUGCGGACGUCCAACGAGUGGCAGGAGGUCCUCAUGACGCAGCUUCGGUGGAAGAACAUUCAGCCCGAGUCGUACCCCAUCAAGGAGCUCAAGGCCAAGGCAUUCGAGCUCAGCGAGGAAAAGUGGUGGGAUUGCCGUGAGGAAAUCAACGCGCUGGAGGAGGAGCAGGAGGCGGCGGGCAUCACCGAGGUCGUGUCGCUGGCCGAGAGGGGCGAUGCUGCCGCGGGCGGCGCCAGGAGGAGGUAG
Messenger RNA from Verticillium alfalfae VaMs.102, 447 nucleotides. RefSeq lists its product as hypothetical. The transcript is spliced from 2 exons. NCBI's taxonomy places the organism in Eukaryota, Fungi, Ascomycota, Sordariomycetes, Glomerellales, Plectosphaerellaceae. Bases 1 to 447 code for a protein of 148 amino acids. The record is from RefSeq and is a predicted model, not a curated record.